This is a messenger RNA of Entelurus aequoreus (snake pipefish), 2439 nucleotides long. Its product is annotated as BTB/POZ domain-containing protein KCTD16-like. Bases 567 to 1811 code for a protein of 414 amino acids. The record is from RefSeq and is a predicted model, not a curated record. NCBI's taxonomy places the organism in Eukaryota, Metazoa, Chordata, Actinopteri, Syngnathiformes, Syngnathidae. Gene Ontology annotation, biological process: regulation of G protein-coupled receptor signaling pathway; protein homooligomerization. Gene Ontology annotation, cellular component: presynaptic membrane; postsynaptic membrane. Gene Ontology annotation, molecular function: protein binding. The transcript has 2 exons.
UAAAUUUUUUUUGGUAUUUAUUUAUUUUGCCUCACGUCAUGCACAUGUCAUUUGUCUUUAAGAUGAUGUAAGACAUUAUUGGACCAUUCUCUCCCUCUCUCUCCCUCUCUCUCUCUCUCUCUCUCUCUCUCUCGUUCUCUCUCUUUCACAGCUUGGACCAACAUGAUCUUAAACCGUCUGCCGGCCGCAUUCAGCACUUUGAAGGGAUGUGGGUGCGUACCGGAGUCCCGCUUGCAUCCACUUCUAUAGGAGCAGCUUAAGCAAAAAGGUACUUUUACGCACUGAUCUUGGACCAGUUAAAAAAAAGGGGGUGGGGGGGAUUUUUCGUUUUUUUUUUUUUAAACUUGUGAAUUAGAGAAUGCAAGACGGGGUUAUGUUUCACCCAAAUCACCGCGGCGGAUGCGCCUAACACAAUGAGGUUACGAUAAUCGAUCGUGUUCACAAAGGAUGCGCAUUUACGCACAGGGGUCUUUAAAGGAUUUACCGUUUGGGGUCGCUUUACCGGUUGCGGGACGCUGACGCCGUCUAGGACUCGCAUCGCAAACGCAAAGAUUCAAGUGGAGACGAUGAGCGAAAACUGCAAAACGCAGCCGGGCUCCGUGCAGCAGAGCCCGCCGUCGGACGUGUUGGAGCUGAACGUGGGCGGGCAGGUGUACUAUACGCGCCACGGCACCUUGACUGCCUUCCCCAAUUCCCUACUCGGGAAGUUGUUCUCUAAUAAGAAGGGCUCCUCGAACGACCUGUCCCGGGACUUUAGGGGACGCUAUUUCAUCGACAGGGAUGGCUUUUUGUUCCGGUACGUGUUGGAUUAUCUGAGGGACAAGCAGGUCGUCCUCCCGGACCACUUCCCCGAGAGAGGGAGGUUGAAACGAGAAGCGGACUACUUCCAGCUGCCGGAUUUGGCCAAACUUUUAUCGUCUGAGGAGUCCAAAGUCUUUCCAGACGACCACAGCGAUUUGGACGAUGCGUCCACGCAGGGGAGCGAGCACCGGUACUACUCUCCGGACAGGAGGUACGGAUACAUCACCGUGUCCCUCAAGGGCCCGACCGGAUGCAAGGAGGGCGACUCCGACCCCUGCCGGGCGAGGAAGUUGCCGAGGAUCUUCAUCAGCAGCAGGAUCGGUCUGGCCAAGGAGGUGUUCGGGGACGCGCUGAACGAGAACAGGGACGCGGACCGACCUCUGGACCGGUACAUGUGCAGGUUCCACCUCAAGUUCAAGCACCUGGAGAGGGCUUUUGACAUGCUGUCCGAGAGCGGCUUUCACAUCGUGGCCUGCAACUCCUCCCUGACGUCCUCCUCCGCGGGAAAUUACACGGACGACAGGCUCUGGUCCAAUUACGCGCAGUACAUCUUCUACCGCGGGCCCUCCCGGUGGUCUUCCUCACACUGCGACUGCUGCUGCAAGAGCCACAAAAGUGAGCGCGAGGGAGAAAGCGGCACGUCCUUCAACGAGCUCUCCACCUCCUGCUCCGAGACCCAGUCGGAGGCCAGCUCCCCUCAGGGCACCGUCAUCCGCGGCCCCGUGAGCCGACACCCCAACAUCCAGUCCCUGGACCGGCCCGUGCACAAGGGGCCCGCGCACACGCUGCAGCAGGCGGACAUGCGGCGCAAGACCGACAUGCUGCGCGUCAGGACCUUCGGCGUGCGCGAGCGAGAGGCCGCCAAGAGGAAAGCCAACAAGGAGAAGAUGACUCCGGAGCAGGAGCUGCAGAAGUGCAUCCAGGACUUCCAUCGCAUCCGGAUUCCCGACCGCUUUCCGGAGAGGAAGUACAUGUGGCAGUCGGAUCUCCUGAGAAAAUAUCGUCUCUAACUUGCACCCACCAGGGCACAUAUUGUACUAUUCAACAGUUUCCGCCAUGUUGAGGUGAAACAGAUCCCUCCCUGUUGACACGUUCAUGUAUCUCUCGACCUCCCGGUGGAGAGACUGUGCACCACACGCACCGUUCGUAGCGAGCACUAUUUUUAGCCACUUUCUGCAGGGCGGUGCGCACGGCGAGUACGAGGCAGUGUUGAGUCAUUGAUUGGUGGAGUGUACCACCGUGUGGGACAUGCACGCGUGUAAAACCAGGUUACUCCUGUCGGGGCUUAAAUCACCCACCUCUCCACUUUUGGAGGCGGUCCGAAGCAACAAAAGCGACCUCAGGGGCGACGUCAUGUACAAGCUCGCACCUUUCCACGGCAGGCGGUGCUGCGAGUUCACCAAGACGUCACUAGUAUACUCCACCGAUAUCACACUCUCGUAGUACGCUUUGACUGCAUGUCAUGUCACCGUUGUCAUAAUUAUGCAAUACCACACGAUGGGACGGCCAAAGCACUGCCUCUUGUCUCUUUUGCCAUUGUAGAAACUUCCGUCUCAUGUCAUUGUGUGUUGGACUGAUGAUGUCGUGUAUGUAAUGCAAGUGGACUCAUCUUGGAUGUACGUGUGCAAAUAAAAGGCU